CCGUUACAACAACAACAACUAAAUUUCGGUUUGAUAUUAGAAUGUUUACUCAACCGUGAGCACAUUCGCCUAGACGCACAUAUAAACAAUCGUUAUUCUAACAAACUUUAAAGUGCUGGAGGGUGUAAAGUGCGCUAGAGAAUAAAAAUAGUACAUAUCAGAUGUGUAAGGAGUUCCAGCGACUGCUAGGCUCAAAUUGAACACAAAUACUUGCCUUUGUCAAUGCAAUUUAAUCAUAUUUGCAACCUUCUAAGCUCGAAUUUUGUACUUAAUAUUUAUUUCAUAGAUAAUGCAUGCUCUGGAUACCGAUGUUAAUUGUAAAAAAAUGCAUUUAUCGCAUAAGUUGGAAAAUGUGGCAUUUACAUUGGGUGGUGAAGAAACCUCUGCUUGCUGACACCUGCAUGAAGAUUCAUCAGCCGAAAGAAAAACUCAAUUGAUUGAAAAUAAUUUCUUAAAUAUGUCGCAUUACAAAAUAAGGGACGAUAUAUCUUUAGAAAAUUUUAGUGGAGGCUCCAAUUUGUUUACAAGUGGUACAAUAAAAACAACCAGGCGUUAAAUACAUCGGCGAAAAUCUUCAAUUUUGAAAGAUGUUGCAGCCGCCCUGUAGAGGCGGGUUAUUGCAGCUUCAGACGCACAUGCAGCAGCAGGAGUCAAAAGUUUCCAGACGAGAACCGUCAAAUUUUCUGUUGCCAAAGCUUACCGUAGCACAACGGUAUCGAGACUUAUGUACCACAAGAAGAACUAUAACAGCCAGAAAUGUGUUAUUUCUAAUAGUCGGCGCGCUGCUAGCGCUACCAGCAGUACUAACACAAACCUCUCCUUCAGAUGAAUUGUACAUCUUGCCAACGCCAGCACUAAAUGUUGCGAAAAGAGAACUGCCUAGUACCUUCGAUGCGGUAUUGGAGAAGCAUAACUCUAUGGUAGCAACCGAAGCUAUCAGUGAAUUGAGUGAACGAAUCGGCGCAAUUGAUUCUCCACAUUGGCAGAUCGAGAAGCAAUAUGGUAGCCGAACAGAAAAGAGCAGCAAAGACGAAAAGCUUCCACGCAUGGUCUCUGGCAAUGCGAACGAACUAAACAAUGGAGCUGCUGGUAACCACACGGACCUCGAGCAAGCUGAUAUAAUAGACGAUUUCUUAGAUGAGGCUCGCUACAAUUUGGCCACGCGCGUAAUGUCAAAUGGCGUUGAGGUGAUAAUUGCCAGUGAUAAAAUUAAGACUCAACUUGCUGGCGCUGAUGUAGCAACUGAGAUCGCGACCAAAGAUGCGCCGCAACAACAGCAUCAUCAAUUGCAACUGCGUGUGGUGCCCAGCCAAGCUAUCUACCGGCCAUUGACGUUGGCAGCGAGUACAUUGAAGAACCAAAUGAUCCUUGUAAUGCCGUCGCAAAAUACGGAACCGGUAAAUUUUUCGAUACCCGUUGAUCUGAAUCAAUUUGUAACGAAGAUAUGCUUAACAACCUACACCUAUCACACAACAUACCUUCAGGAUGGCUCAACAACUGUGGAAAGCCAAGAACAAGUUAUAUCAAAUAUCGCAACAGAGGAGCGUAACUACUUCAGGAUGACUCCGACCGUAUCACUGGGAGUAACUUUGACGCGUGUAAGCACAUGUGCAAACAGUUUAAUUACCACUUGCAGGCAAAAUUUGCCGCAUAGAACCUUGAUGAAGAGAUAAUAAUAGAUUGAAGGAUAUCGGCCGCUUGUCAUGUAAAUUAACAGUUCGAAUACACCAAAGUCUCCUACUGCCCCAACCGCCAAAAAGACAUAAGCGACAUUUAUUUUUGAUGCAGAAAUACACCUAGAUGCUCUAGCGUCAAUUUUUGCAAAUUUUAGUGUAAGGUACCACUGAAUUACCCAAAAUAGUUCGUUUUAAGUAGGAGCGCUAGCAAUACAUGUCCGAACGGCAGAAGAGGUGUAUUCGAUUUUUUAAUUUAAACAUCAUGUGAGAGAAUAAUUUAAUAUAGGUUUUAAAAAUGGAAAAUGGUAAAAGCCUCGUGAAGCUCGUAAAUCCCGUAAAAGUACGAGCCUCGUAAAAGAGCUGUCAAAAUUUGUAUGGAGCUCAGUUUAUGCGAAUCUCAUAAAAUUACGAGGCAAAUUUGAUGCGAGAAUGACCUCGUAAACUUCGGUGUUGCUAAAGGGCCGAAAAUUUUAUACUAAAAUGAAUGAUAAAAUAAUGAAAAAAAAAAUAAUAAAAAAAAACUUUUUAAUAU
This is a messenger RNA of Rhagoletis pomonella (apple maggot), 2208 nucleotides long. RefSeq lists its product as uncharacterized. NCBI's taxonomy places the organism in Eukaryota, Metazoa, Arthropoda, Insecta, Diptera, Tephritidae. The record is from RefSeq and is a predicted model, not a curated record. The transcript has 6 exons. The coding region runs from base 588 to 1673 and encodes 361 amino acids.